This is a messenger RNA of Astyanax mexicanus (Mexican tetra), 5089 nucleotides long. Its product is annotated as NLR family CARD domain-containing protein 3-like. NCBI's taxonomy places the organism in Eukaryota, Metazoa, Chordata, Actinopteri, Characiformes, Acestrorhamphidae. The coding region runs from base 159 to 3767 and encodes 1202 amino acids. Gene Ontology annotation, molecular function: protein binding. The transcript has 14 exons. The record is from RefSeq and is a predicted model, not a curated record.
CCUCUAACCUGUGCUUCAGCAACGCUCAGUUUGUCACAUUAAAAAAGAGAAACUAUCGGAAGACAGUGGGAGAAAUUACUGAACGGACAUGAAUUCCUGGAUAUGCAGUUAACUGCAAGCUGUGUCCAGCUGUGUGAAUAAAGAGUUACAGAUAUAGGAUGGAGAAGAGUGGAGGAGAAAAGAGGAAGCGUGCAGAGUCUCCAGCCUCCAGUGAAUGGUCCAUGGAUUCUUCUCCAGAGUUCAGUGGUGGAGGAGGAAGCUCUGGGAAAGAAACAUUGAAAUCAGGAUCCACAGCCCCCAGCUGUGUGUCUAUGAAGAGUGACUGGUCCAUAAAUUCACCUCCAAACUUCAGCAGUGAAUCUGGAAACUUUAAUCCGCAGAUAAAGAAACUAAAAUCAGAAUCUCCAACGGCCAGCUGUGUGUCUAUGAAGAGUGACUGGUCCAUAAAUUCACCUCCAAACUUCAACAGUGAAUCUGUAAGCUCUGACACAAAAAAGAAGACAAACAUUUGCAGGAAAAUGCUGGACAUCAUAUUCAUGGAGCUGCAGCAUAAAUGUUACUCUCUAGUGAAUAAUGGGCUGAACACAUUUAAGAACAUCCUGACUACAGAUUUACCAGCAUGCUCUGAGAGCGAGGUGAAGGAUGGGGAUGAUCAGAGGGAACUUUUGUUGAAGAUCACACUGCUCAUCCUGAGAAACAUGAAGGAGACAGACCUGGCUAACACACUAGAGAGCAAAUUGGCCCCAGCUUGUCAUCAAAAGCUCAAAUCCAAACUGAGGGAUAAAUAUCAGAGAAUUAAUGAAGGAAUUUUAGGCCAUGAAAAGUCAGCACUUUUGAAUGACAUCUACACUGAGCUCUACAUCACAGAGGGAGGGAGUGGAGAGGUCAAUCAGGAACAUGAGGUGAAGCAGAUUGAAGCUGCAUCUAGAAAAAGCUCAACACAGGAAACACCAAUCAAAUGUAACGACAUCUUUAAACCCUUACCAGAACAGAAACGUCCCAUCAGAACUGUACUGACUAAAGGAGUUGCUGGAAUUGGAAAAACAGUCUCUGUGCAGAAGUUCAUUCUAGACUGGUCUGAAGGAGAAGUAAAUCAGGAUGUUCUCUUCAUAUUUCCACUUCCUUUUAGAGAGCUGAAUCUGAUGAAGGAGAAGCAGCUCAGUCUGGUGAAUCUUCUUCAGCGCUUCUUCCCAGAAACACAAGAUUUAAAACCAAGACAUUAUAAGAGCUACAAGAUCAUGUUCAUUUUUGAUGGUCUGGAUGAGUGUCGACUGCCUCUGGAUUUCCAGAACAAUGAGAACUUGGUAGAUUUAGAAGAGCCAACCUCAGUGGAUGUUCUGCUGACGAACCUCAUCAAGGGGAAUCUGCUUCCCUCUGCUCUCCUCUGGAUCACCUCUCGACCAGCAGCAGUCAGUCAGAUCCCUCCUGAGUGUGUUGACCAGGUAACAGAAGUGCGGGGUUUCAGUGACCCUCAGAAACAGGAGUACUUCAUGAAGAGGAUCAGGAAUCAGGACCUGGCCAACAAAGUCUUCGCACACAUCAGGUCUUCAAGAAGCCUCUGCAUCAUGUGCCACAUACCAGUCUUCUGCUGGAUUACAGCCACUGUUCUAGAGAAGAUGCUGAGUGAAGCUGAGGGUGGAGAAAUUCCCAAAACCCUGACGCAGAUGUUCACACACUUCCUGAUCUUUCAGAUCAAACACAAGAGCCAGAAGUACAGUGGGAAAAGUGACACUGAUCCUCAGCAGACUAGAGAAAGUGUCCUGGCUCUGGGGAAACUGGCAUUCCAGCAGCUGAAGAAAGGAAACCUGAUUUUCUAUGAGGAAGAUCUAAUAGAAAGUGGCAUUGAUAUUAGAGAUGUGUCAGUGUACUCAGGAGUUUGCACCCAGAUCUUUAGAGAGGAACAUGAUCUGAACCUGGGGAAAGUCUUUAGCUUUGUACAUCUGAGCGUUCAGGAGUUUCUUGCUGCUUUAUAUGCAUUUCUCUGCUUCAUUGAAAGAAAUGUGCAAAUCACUAAGCAGAAAACCAGUGAAGUGUCCAAGUUUUCACUCAGGCCAACUAUGACUGACCUCCUCAACAGUGCCGUGGAUAAAGCCUUACAGAGUGAGAGUGGACACCUGGACCUGUUUAUUCGUUUCCUUCUGGGUCUCUCAUUGGAGUCUAAUCAGACUCUCUUGCGAGGCAUACUGACACAGAAAGAGAGGAUCUCUUACAGCAAUGCAGAAACAGUCAAAUACAUCAAGAAGAAGAUUGAGGAGAAUUCUGCUCCAGAAAAAUCCAUCAAUCUGUUCCACUGUCUGAAUGAACUGGGCGAUCACUCUCUAGUGCAGGAAGUGCAGAAAUACCUGAGCAGAGGUGAUGACCGUCAUCUUCAUCAGGCCAGACUCCAUCCUUCUCAGUGGUCGGCUCUGGCAUUUCUGUUGGUGAAUUCAGAAGAAGAGCUGGAUGAGUUUAAUCUCUGGAAAUAUCACCCAUCAGAGAUGUGCCUUCUGAGGAUGCUGCCAGUCAUCAAAAUAUCCAGAAGAGCGAUACUCUCUUCAUGUAAUCUUCGAGGACAUAUAUCUAAAAGUCUGGGAUCAGUUUUAAAACAGAAAAACUGUCUGAUAGAGCUGGACCUCAGUAAAAAUGACCUGCAGGAUUCAGGAGUGGAGCUGCUCUUUGAUGGACUGACGAGUUCACACUGUAAACUGCAGAUUCUCAGACUUUCUUCAUGUAAUCUCGGAGGACAGAUGUGUAAAAGUCUGGGAUCAGUUUUAAAACUGAAAAACUAUCUGAUUGAGCUGGACCUUAGUAACAAUGACCUGCAGGAUUCAGGAGUGGAGCUGCUGUCUGCUGGACUGAAGAGUUCACACUGUAAACUGCAGAUUCUAAGACUAGCUUUGUGCAAUCUUGGUGAAAAGAUGUGCAAAACUCUGGCAUCAGUUUUAAAAUGGGAAAACUCCUCCCUGGUAGAGCUGGACCUCAGUAACAAUGACCUACAGGAUUUGGGAGUAGAGCAUCUCUCUACUGGACUAAAGAGUUCACACUGUAAACUGGAGAAACUCAGAUUGUCUGGUUGCAUGGUCACAGAGAAAGGCUGUUCUUCUCUAGCAUCAGCUCUGAAGCUCCCUAAAAGUCACCUGAAAGAACUGAAUCUUACCUACAACCACCCAGGAAAUUCAAGAGAGAAACUGGAUUGUUCAAACUACAAACUCUGCAUGGAAUACGGUGGGAAGAUCAGACUGAAGCCUGGACUAAAGAAAUAUGCCUGUCAUCUCUCACUGGACCCAGACACGGCACACCCAUGGCUAUCUCUGAGUGAGGGGGACAGGAAGGUGUUGUUUUUGAGAGAAAGACAGUCAUGUCCUGAUAAUCCAGAGAGGUUUAAUAUUCAUGCACAGGUGAUGUGUAGGGAGAGAUUGUCUGGACGAUGCUACUGGGAGGCUGAUUGGAGAGUGUGGGUUGCUAUAUCUGUAACAUAUGAAGGAAUACUGAGGAAAGGAAAAACUGAGUAUUUUGGGUCUAAUGAGAAGUCCUGGACUCUUAUCUGCACUGAUCACAGAUGCAUUGCCAGACACAUUACAGACACAGAGAUCCGUCCUCUUCCCUCUAAAAGAAUAGGAGUGUAUUUGGACCAUGAGGCUGGAAUUCUUUCCUUCUACAGCGUCUCCUCACGCACUCUCAGACACUUACACACAUUCCACACCACAUUCACUGAACCCGUCUACGCAGGGUUUGGGUUUCUUGAAUGGGAUGUUGACUGUUCUGCUCGUUUCUGUGAGAAAGAAUAGAACCAAAGACUGUGUUGGAGGAGGUAUGUGCUAGUCUUCACCCUUACAGUUUUGGGGGCAUAGAAGGUGAUAGAGGGAGUUCUGGAAGCGUUUUCAUACCUGUAGUUGGUCUGAAUCAGUUGAUGCGUUUGUUUACUUGGAGUGUUUCUCCCUCAGUUUUAUUUGUUUUCACACAGACAUAAACGUACACGCAGCAAAAUGCUUCCCAACAAACCAUGUGAACAUAUUCUCUCCUCUGAUUGGUCAGAGCCGUGUGAGCUGUACAUUAAAACACAGUGUUUUCAAUGGGUUAUCCACACAGUUGCGAUAAAUUUGCGUAGAUAUAAGCAGUGGACGCUGCACAUAUGAUGUUCUGUGUGAAAACUGAGAGCUUAACAUGGAGCAGCAGAGAUAAGCAUGAGAAGAUACCUUAAGUAAUUAUUUUCUUGGUAAUAAAUCAGUUUAACUGUAUCUGAAUGGCUGUUUAUCUCAAGUAUGAGGACAAUAUUUAAUAGUUGGGUCGGAUUGAGAGGGGAUCACAUUCUCAAACAGAACCGGACUGAUACCAUCUCCUCUCACGGGUCACAGUGUGGAUAUUUUGCUCCAAACCCAAACGCAACUACUGUCUUUACACCUGCUGAAACAAAACAAACCAAGAGUACAAACCAACCAGAGUCCGAUUUAACCAGAGCAAAUUGUGCUGGUGUGAAAUAAAUCAGAAAUAUUUAUAUCACUUGCUCAUAAUGUACAAUAUUCUGGAGUCAUGAGGGCGGUCUUACUGUAGACCAGCGUAACUUUAGUUUUGUAAUCUGAAUAUAUGUGUUCAUGAGAAGUGUAUGUAUGUUUAUGUAUAAUAUGUGUGAGUAAAUUGGCUUCACUGGUGGAGAGGUGCUGCCCUCUGCUGUUGGCUGUUCUUUUCUCUCCUCUCUCAGGUUAAAAUGCUCUGGGAGGUGUCAGCUGAUCUCAGAGAGCAUUGUAAUUGGAUGGGGGUAAAAACUAAAAACCACCAAUGACAUACGGUUCAUGACCAUUACAUUUUUGUUUCUUUUUCUUUCUCUCUCUAUCUCUCUUUUUCUCUCUCUCUGUGAGCCAUUAUUGAGUAUGAUAUGCUAAUUCACAUGUUUAUUGAUAAGUGCUAACUGUGUGUACAUUUUGCCUCUUUUUUUUCUGUGACAGUCAAAGUCAUUUGUAUUUUCACCUGUUUAAGCAGAAAGGUGUGAGGGGUAGUGAAAUAUAAUUUUCUUUUCUUUUCUGUAAGUAAGUCUAACAAAGUGUGUUUAGAUAUUUUGUCUGUUAUUUUAAGUCAUCUUGAGUUAUCAAUAUAAAGUUUUUUUGUAUCAGAA